Messenger RNA from Drosophila miranda, 910 nucleotides. RefSeq lists its product as uncharacterized. The transcript has 2 exons. Bases 160 to 720 code for a protein of 186 amino acids. Lineage: Eukaryota; Metazoa; Arthropoda; Insecta; Diptera; Drosophilidae. The record is from RefSeq and is a predicted model, not a curated record.
AAAGGCGUGCAGAGAAAAAAUACUGGCGAGGGGAGGUGCACCAAAGCGAGUGAUCUCAGACAACGGCGUACAAUUUACAAGCAGAAAGACGAAACAGACAGAUGGAAAAUAAAGAAGAUAAAUUCAACAUUUCGGCCCGGAAAUUCAAAGAAAGGAUGGAUGAAAGUAUCAGGAACAAAGGUGUCAGCACCAAGGAAAACAGCAACAAACAAAACGAUGGAAACCACGGCAGGACAGCGCGAGACUCGAGGAGAACAAGUAGCAACGCACAAUGAAGUAAUCCCAACAAAAAAGAGGAUCAGCUGGGCAAACCAGGCCAACCUACAGGAACAAACGGCACGAAGAAUCAGCGAACAACAAGGCCCGGAACUUUCCUGGGCAAAACAAGUGGAAGACGAAGAGUCCGACCGGGACGUGCUAGACCUAAACCCCGAGCGGCCAACACCAGAACCGGAAACCCAGAAACCCAUCCAGAGAGGCACCAUCCCGGGCGAAUGGGAGGUCCCGGAAAAAUUCGAACUAGCGACCACGGCGAUCGAACUAGUCAAAGCAAAACUCCACGACCGCCCAAAACACACUCAACGACGGUUCAAACUACGGAACGAGAAACAGGAGGCGUGUUGGGUGAAGAUCGGCCGAGCUGGAGAUGUCCGCAUCAGCGCAUGGUUCCAAACAAAGUCAAUUGGCGACGCUCCACUGGGAAAGGAGGGGGGAGUGUGACGCCCAGCGCCAGGAAGACCAAGCGCCGGCGCCACAAACACCACAACAAUAUCACUAGAAACACCAAGACAAGCCAUGAAGACUAUAAAAUAAGUAUUAGUAGGAUAAGUAGAACAUAAGCUACAAAUACAUGAAGACCUGCCACAUAAGAAAUAAAUAUAAAUAAACAAACAAUAAAAGAUACAUAAAA